GUCAGUCACCGGAUUCUUUCCUACUACUAGCUAGUUGACUUGCCGAACGGGUUGUUCGCGUUAGCCGUACUGUUCUGCUGAAACAGAGAUGGAGGGUUGACGCUUGCUGCGUUUAAAACCAAAUCAAGUCAUUUCAUAUAGGAAGACACGCGUUAAUAUUUGCGUCGAGAACCCGAUAAAAUGAUGCGUUUCAUGCUGCUGUUCAGUCGGCAGGGGAAGCUGCGUCUCCAGAAGUGGUACACUGCCACGGCUGAGAGGGACAAGAAGAAGAUGGUCAGGGAACUGAUGCAGGUGGUCCUGGCCCGCAAACCCAAAAUGAGCAGCUUCCUGGAGUGGAGGGACCUCAAGAUCGUCUACAAGAGGUAUGCCAGUCUGUAUUUCUGCUGUGCGGUGGAAGAGCAGGACAACGAGCUCAUUACUCUGGAGGUCAUCCACCGCUUCGUAGAGCUGCUGGAUAAGUACUUCGGCAGUGUUUGUGAGCUGGACAUCAUCUUUAACUUUGAGAAGGCCUACUUUAUACUGGAUGAGUUUCUGAUCGGGGGAGAGAUCCAGGACACGUCCAAGAAGAGUGUACUUAAGGCCAUCGAACAGGCCGACCUAUUGCAGGAGGAGGAUGAAUCACCCAGGAGUGUUCUAGAGGAGAUGGGUCUGGCAUAGUGACAGCAGGGUACUCUGCUCACAACACUUUAUCAGGCUACAGACAAAGACUCUUUGGGUUCCAGGUGCAGGGGGAGGAAAGGGGGUUUGUGAUGUGGAUGUGU
Messenger RNA from Oncorhynchus gorbuscha (pink salmon), 761 nucleotides. Its product is annotated as AP-1 complex subunit sigma-1A-like. The transcript is spliced from 5 exons. Gene Ontology annotation, molecular function: clathrin-cargo adaptor activity. Bases 181 to 657 code for a protein of 158 amino acids. Gene Ontology annotation, biological process: vesicle-mediated transport; intracellular protein transport. The record is from RefSeq and is a predicted model, not a curated record. Lineage: Eukaryota; Metazoa; Chordata; Actinopteri; Salmoniformes; Salmonidae. Gene Ontology annotation, cellular component: AP-1 adaptor complex; intracellular membrane-bounded organelle; membrane coat.